AGCAGCAGCAGCAGCAGCAGCAAACGCAGCAGGCGAAGGCGCCGGCUUGGAGAGGCUGGUGGCUUCGUGGUCUCUCUCUUCUCUCUCCCCCUAGCAGCAGCGCAGAGGCGGAGGAGGGGGGAGAUGGCCGAGAAGGGUGACAAUCUGGAGGCCGUGCUCAACGAGUCCGUCGAUCUCGAGAACAUACCGUUGGAGGAGGUGUUCGAGCACCUGCGAUGCAACCGCGAGGGCCUCACCUCCGCCAAUGCCGAGCAGCGCCUCAACCUCUUCGGCCCCAACAGGCUCGAGGAGAAGAAGGAGAGCAAGUUCUUGAAGUUCUUGGGGUUCAUGUGGAACCCACUGUCCUGGGUCAUGGAGGCCGCCGCAAUCAUGGCCAUCGCUCUCGCCAAUGGAGGAGGGAAGCCGCCGGACUGGCAGGAUUUCGUGGGCAUCAUUACACUGCUCAUCAUCAACUCCACAAUCAGUUUCAUUGAGGAGAACAAUGCCGGCAAUGCCGCCGCCGCUCUCAUGGCUCGCCUCGCCCCCAAGGCCAAGGUUCUUAGAAAUGGAAGAUGGAGUGAAGAGGAAGCAGCCAUCCUUGUGCCGGGGGACAUCAUCAGCGUCAAGCUUGGAGAUAUCAUCCCUGCUGAUGCCCGUCUCCUUGAGGGUGAUCCGUUAAAGAUUGAUCAGUCUGCGCUUACCGGUGAGUCCCUUCCGGUGACCAAGGGCCCUGGAGAUGGAGUGUACUCUGGCUCCACAUGCAAGCAGGGUGAAAUCGAGGCUGUUGUCAUUGCAACCGGUGUGCACACGUUCUUCGGCAAGGCCGCACAUCUUGUCGAUUCGACAAACCAAGUUGGCCAUUUCCAGAAGGUUCUGACUGCCAUCGGGAACUUCUGCAUCUGUUCAAUUGCUAUUGGAAUGGUUGUAGAGAUUAUUGUCAUGUACCCCAUCCAACACAGGGAUUACCGACCAGGGAUUGACAAUCUUUUGGUGCUUCUGAUUGGAGGAAUUCCCAUUGCCAUGCCCACUGUUCUUUCUGUGACUAUGGCAAUCGGGUCACACCGCUUGGCUCAGCAGGGAGCAAUUACAAAGAGGAUGACAGCUAUUGAGGAAAUGGCUGGUAUGGAUGUUCUUUGCAGUGACAAAACAGGAACACUAACCUUGAACAAGUUGACUGUGGAUAAGAGUCUUAUUGAGGUUUUCCAAAGAGGUGUUGACCAGGAUACUGUCAUACUAAUGGCUGCCAGAGCUUCACGUACCGAAAAUCAGGAUGCCAUAGAUGCCACAAUAGUUGGUAUGCUUGCUGAUCCAAAAGAGGCUCGUGCUGGUAUUCAAGAGGUUCAUUUUCUGCCAUUCAAUCCAACUGACAAAAGGACUGCUUUAACCUACAUUGAUGGUGAGGGGAAAAUGCACCGUGUAAGCAAGGGAGCACCAGAACAGAUCCUUAAUCUUGCACACAACAAAACUGAGAUUGAAAGAAGAGUCAGAGCUGUAAUUGACAAAUUUGCUGAGCGUGGCUUGCGAUCACUUGGUGUGGCAUACCAGCAAGUGCCAGAUGGUAGGAAAGAAAGUCCUGGAGGACCAUGGCAAUUUGUUGGGCUCUUGCCACUUUUUGACCCUCCUCGACACGAUAGUGCAGAAACAAUCAGGAGGGCACUCAACCUUGGUGUCAAUGUUAAAAUGAUUACAGGUGACCAACUUGCAAUAGGCAAGGAAACAGCACGCCGCUUGGGAAUGGGUACUAAUAUGUAUCCCUCAUCUGCUUUACUGGGACAAGAUAAGGAUGAAUCAAUUGUGGCUUUGCCAGUUGAUGAAUUAAUUGAGAAAGCUGAUGGCUUUGCUGGAGUCUUUCCUGAGCACAAGUAUGAGAUUGUGAAACGCUUGCAAGCAAGAAAACAUAUAUGUGGUAUGACUGGAGAUGGUGUGAAUGAUGCUCCCGCUUUGAAGAAGGCUGAUAUUGGCAUUGCUGUGGACGACUCGACUGAUGCAGCCCGUAGUGCCUCCGAUAUUGUCCUAACUGAGCCAGGCCUUAGUGUGAUUAUUAGUGCUGUGCUUACAAGUCGAGCAAUUUUCCAGAGGAUGAAGAAUUACACUAUUUAUGCUGUUUCAAUUACAAUUCGUAUUGUGCUUGGUUUUAUGCUUCUUGCUCUGAUAUGGAAGUUCGAUUUCCCACCAUUUAUGGUCCUGAUCAUUGCCAUCCUCAAUGACGGUACCAUAAUGACCAUUUCAAAGGACAGAGUAAAACCAUCCCCACAACCUGAUAGCUGGAAGUUAUCUGAGAUUUUUGCAACUGGGGUCGUCCUUGGUAGUUACUUGGCCAUGAUGACAGUCAUUUUCUUCUGGGUAGCAUACAAGACUGAUUUCUUCCCGAGAGUGUUUCACGUUGAAAGCCUUGAAAAGACUGCUCAGGAUGACUUUCAGAAGCUUGCAUCUGCUGUCUAUCUUCAAGUCAGCACAAUCAGCCAGGCCCUCAUCUUCGUAACUCGGUCUCGCAGCUGGUCAUUUGUGGAGCGCCCAGGAUUCUUGUUGGUUUUUGCUUUCUUUGUAGCUCAACUGAUUGCUACUCUGAUUGCUGUAUAUGCCAACUGGGGAUUCGCUUCAAUCAAGGGCAUUGGAUGGGGCUGGGCUGGUGUCAUCUGGCUCUACAACAUCGUCUUUUACUUGCCACUGGACAUCAUCAAGUUCCUGAUCCGUUAUGCGUUGAGUGGGAGGGCAUGGGAUCUUGUUCUUGAGCAAAGGAUUGCUUUCACAAGGAAGAAGGAUUUCGGCACACAAGAAAACCAGCUCAAGUGGGCGACUGCUCAGAGGACCAUCCAUGGGCUCCAGCCAGCCGCCACCGCGGCUGUCUUCCGCGACAUGACAAGCUACAACGAUCUCAACCAGCUUGCAGAAGAGGCCCGUAGGAGAGCCGAAAUCGCAAGGUUGAGAGAGCUGACCACCCUGAAGGGGCGGAUGGAGUCGGUGGUGAAGCAGAAGGGCUUGGAUCUUGAGACCAUCCAGCAGUCAUACACCGUGUGAUUAACAGAGAAUCUCCAAUAUAUAUAUUUAUUAUAUACUAUUUAUAAUGUGCUAGGCCACAACAAUAAUUUACCUGGAUGAUGAUGAUUGAGCGGAUUUCCAGUGUCGGUGCGGUGCUAAUCGCUAGAGUUCAUCCCCCAUCUAUCUUGUGUCCAUUAACCACCCCCGGCAGAUGGGCUUGCAUUGAGAUACUAUAUACAAACUCUUUUUACUACUAGAUGAUAUAAUAGUUCAAUUUUGUUUUGUCA
Messenger RNA from Oryza sativa Japonica Group (Japanese rice), 3245 nucleotides. Its product is annotated as plasma membrane ATPase 1. The record is from RefSeq and is a predicted model, not a curated record. Gene Ontology annotation, biological process: proton export across plasma membrane; regulation of intracellular pH. NCBI's taxonomy places the organism in Eukaryota, Viridiplantae, Streptophyta, Magnoliopsida, Poales, Poaceae. Gene Ontology annotation, cellular component: plasma membrane. Gene Ontology annotation, molecular function: P-type proton-exporting transporter activity; ATP hydrolysis activity; ATP binding.